GACAGGAUCUGUUCCUGAUUUGAGUCGAAUAAUUCUGCUGCUGGUGAGUGAAGAACUUUCCACGAGGACCAGCCAUGUGUGGGUGAGAAAGCUCAUCGUUUCUGUGUGCUAAACUUUAGCUUUGUUUAGUGUUUUUGUCUUCAGGAACAAGACACAAGGGGAGGGGAAGGGAGAAGGGGUGGGGGAGCAAAUAUGUCGGCAAUGUCGCAACAAUGACUUUGUCAGCCUCUUUCUGUACCUUUUUGUGGAAAUGUGACCGCGUCGAUUUUCAUUUUAUGGAUUUGUUGUGGUGUCAAUAUGUAUUUAGCGAAACAAACAUAAUGAAGGACAAACCAUGGACAGGUUGUGAGUGGACCAGAACUUAACCUCUUCCCUUACUGGAGGGAAACACACGGACACGUGAGGAACCUACCUGAAUUCUUGGUUCGCCGUGCAAGGUUUGACCCCUGACUUUUAUCUCUUUGUGCUGCUGGUAAAAAGACAAGAGCAUCCAGAGAGCGUCUCUUAAGCAAAUAGAGACCCCCCUCCCAAAGGUGAGAGGGGGGGGGGAAGAUGGCAGCUCUUGCCAGUUCUCUCAUCAGACAAAAACGGGCAGUCAAGGAUGACCAAGCCAACCGGCCAAUAGCCAACAAACGCAAGCCUUGCCCCAAGAGCAACAAGUCCCUUUGCCAGAAACAAAUUCUUGUUCUCAUAUCAAAAGUACGGUUAUGUGGCGGCCGCAGAGGAAGAACAGAAAAAAGACCAGAGCCACAGCUAAAAGGCAUCGUCACCCGUCUGUACAGUCAGCACGGACACUACCUGCAGAUGCUGCCGGAUGGCACCAUGGACGGCACAAGGGACGAGAACAGCUGCUUCUCACAGUUCAACUUGAUUCCUGUGGGUCUGCGGAUAGUGGCCAUUCAGGGAGCGAAGAGUGGCUUCUACCUGGGCAUGAACAGCGAGGGAUACCUCUACACCUCCGAGAAUUUCAACCCAGAGUGCAAAUUCAAAGAGAGCGUGUUUGAGAACUACUACGUGACGUACUCCUCCAUGCUGUACCGCCAAAGCCAGUCUGGACGCUCGUGGUACAUCGGCAUCAACCGGGAUGGCAAAGUGAUGAAGGGCAACCGUGUGAAGAAGACCAAAGCGGCUGCACACUUCCUACCUAAAGUUAUCGAAGUGGCCAUGUACAAGGAACCUUCACUGCAUGAGCUUGUAGCGGAGCAGAGCCCUCCACGCAAAACUGUAAAGACUUCAGACUCCCCUUCUCACCAGAAUGGCAGGAAAGAAGCCCCUAGAGCUGAUGCUUCAUAGCACAGGGGGCUCACACAGGGA
Messenger RNA from Sinocyclocheilus grahami, 1314 nucleotides. RefSeq names its product fibroblast growth factor 11b (gene fgf11b). The record is from RefSeq and is a predicted model, not a curated record. The transcript is spliced from 5 exons. NCBI's taxonomy places the organism in Eukaryota, Metazoa, Chordata, Actinopteri, Cypriniformes, Cyprinidae. The coding region runs from base 553 to 1293 and encodes 246 amino acids. Gene Ontology annotation, molecular function: growth factor activity.